Molecule: messenger RNA, 933 nt
Organism: Ostrinia nubilalis (European corn borer)
Lineage: Eukaryota; Metazoa; Arthropoda; Insecta; Lepidoptera; Crambidae
Product: chymotrypsin-1-like
Exons: 5
Coding region: 61-906 (281 amino acids)
Biological process (GO): proteolysis
Molecular function (GO): serine-type endopeptidase activity
Source: RefSeq, a predicted model, not a curated record
CCGGUCUAUAAAAAUCUGUGCAUUAAUCAUUUACGUUCAAAUCCUUCUCGGGCUUCCAAAAUGGCAGUAAAAACCGGAAUCCUUUUCUUCAUCCUGCUCGUGGGAUGUCUAGCUAUCCCCAAGCCCGCGUCGGAUGACCUGUCCCAGUUCUUCGAGCAUGCCAACCCAGAUUCCCGCAUCGUCGGCGGGACGGUGGCAGCCAUCGGCGCCCACCCUCACAUGGUGGCCAUGAGCAACGGUGUCCUGAUCAGGAGCUUCGUCUGCGGUGGCUCUCUCAUCUCCUCCCGCACUGUUCUGACCGCUGCCCACUGCAUCGCUGCUGUCUUCAGCUUCGGGUCUCUGAGCAGCUCCCUCCGCGUGACCGUCGGCACCAACAACUGGAACCAGGGUGGAGUGGCCUACGCCCUGGCCCGCAACGUGACUCACGAGCACUACGUCAGCCAGACCAUCAAGAACGACAUCGGAGUGCUGAUCACCUCCUCGCCUGUGGUGUUCACCAACCUCGUCCAGCCCAUCACUGUGUCUUAUGAUUACGCCGGUGCUGGAAUCCAGUCCAGAGCCGCUGGUUGGGGCAGAAUCAGGGCCGGCGGUCCCAUCUCCGCUCAGCUCCUCGAGUUGACCGUGACCACCAUCUCCGGCGAUCAGUGCGUGCGCGACGUCGCCCAGGCCUCCGUCGACUUCAACGUCGCCGCCCCACCGGUGGAACCCCACGUCGAGCUCUGCAUCAUCCACUCGCCGAACCACGGCAUGUGCAACGGUGACUCCGGCAGCGCUCUAGUCCGCCUGGACCGCGGCACCCAGAUCGGAAUCGUGUCGUGGGGCUUCCCCUGCGCCCGCGGCGCUCCCGAUAUGUUCGUCCGAGUCAGCGCCUUCCAAGACUGGGUCGCCCGCCACUUCGUUGCUUGAAUAAAUGACUUGAUAUGAUCGUGCAAA